Messenger RNA from Rattus rattus (black rat), 918 nucleotides. RefSeq names its product olfactory receptor 6C3-like. Gene Ontology annotation, biological process: G protein-coupled receptor signaling pathway. NCBI's taxonomy places the organism in Eukaryota, Metazoa, Chordata, Mammalia, Rodentia, Muridae. The record is from RefSeq and is a predicted model, not a curated record. Gene Ontology annotation, cellular component: membrane. Gene Ontology annotation, molecular function: G protein-coupled receptor activity; olfactory receptor activity.
AUGAUCAUCAAGUUUGUUCUCUGGGGCAUAUCAGGCACACCAGAACUUCAGGUUGUGAUUUUUAUCUUUUUAUUCCUUGCUUACGUGUUAAGUGUCGCUGGAAACCUAACCAUCAUCACUUUCACCUUGCUGGAUUCUCAGCUAAACACUCCUAUUUCUUUCUUUCUCCAGAACUUCUCCUUCUUAGAAAUUAUAUUCACCAAUGCUUCCAUCCUUAGGUUUUUGGGGUCAAUAAUCACUGAAGUCAAGACAAUUCCCAAUAACAACUGUCUGACUCAGUUAUUUUUCAUUUCCACGGGAGUGUCUGAGUUCUUUCUUCUAACCGCUAUGUCUUAUGAUCACUAUAUUGCCAUCUGCAAGCCACUGCACUACACCGUCAUCAUGAAUCAGAAAGUCUGCACCCUUCUUAUCCUUACCUCAUGGUUGGGAGGGUUUCUGAUCAUCAUUCCAUUGCUCGUGCUAUAUCUUAAGUUAGAUUUUUGUGCUUUGAAUGUCAUUGAUCAAUUCUGCUGUGACUACUUCCCCAUUCUGCAGCUCUUCUGCUCAGAUACAUGGUGUUUAGAGACAAUCGGCUUUUAUUUUGCAUUUGCUACUAUGCUGUUCACACUGGCCCUAGUGAUCUUGUCAUACAUCUUCAUCAUCAGCACAAUUCUGAGGUUCCCAUGGAGUCAGAGGAAAAAAACUUUCUCCACCUGUUCCUCUCACAUGAUUGUCACCUCUAUCUCUUAUGGUAGCUGGAUUUUCAUGUAUGUCAAACCUUCUGCAAAUGAAAGAGCAUCACUGACCAGAGGAGUGACUGUUCUCAAUACCUCAAUUGCUCCCAUGCUGAACCGUUUUAUUUACACCUUGAGAAAUCAACAAGUAAAACGAGCCUUCAAGGAUUUGAUUAAUGAAGUAGUGUUUGAUAGGAAAAAAUGA